Sporothrix brasiliensis 5110 is the source of this 564-nucleotide messenger RNA. RefSeq names its product cytochrome c oxidase subunit 5b. The record is from RefSeq and is a predicted model, not a curated record. NCBI's taxonomy places the organism in Eukaryota, Fungi, Ascomycota, Sordariomycetes, Ophiostomatales, Ophiostomataceae. The coding region runs from base 1 to 564 and encodes 187 amino acids. Gene Ontology annotation, biological process: mitochondrial electron transport, cytochrome c to oxygen. Gene Ontology annotation, cellular component: mitochondrial envelope. The transcript is spliced from 3 exons.
AUGUUCAUGCAGCGCGCUGCUCUGACUGCUGCCCGCCGGGCCGCCGUUGCACCUGUCGUCCGCCGCGCCUUCACGACGUCGUUUGUCCGCUGCGAGGCCGCUCCUCCUACCAACACGACCCCCAAGAUCAAGUUUCUUUCCGAUGUCAAGACAAGUGCAGACCUUCUCGGCCCGGGUGCCCAGCCUGGCACUGUCCCCACAGACCUCGAGCAAUCAACCGGUAUCGAGCGUCUCGAGAUUCUCGGCAAGAUGGAGGAUGUUGACGUGUUCGACAUGCGGCCCUUGGAUGCGUCGCGCAAGGGGACUGUUGAGAAUCCCAUCUUGGUCCGCUCCGCUGGUGAGGAGCAGUACGCCGGUUGCACGGGCUUCCCAGCUGACUCGCACAACGUCAUCUGGGUCGGCCUUUCGCGUGAGCGCCCCGUUGACCGCUGCUCCGAGUGCGGCAAUGUUUACAAGAUGAACUACGUUGGACCCCAAGACGACGGCCACGGCCACCACGAUCACCACCACGGCUACGAGGAGCCCAAGACGUUUGCCGACUUUGUCAAGCCAGAGUACUGGUAA